This is a messenger RNA of Diversispora eburnea, 593 nucleotides long. NCBI's taxonomy places the organism in Eukaryota, Fungi, Glomeromycota, Glomeromycetes, Diversisporales, Diversisporaceae. The record is from the annotation of a GenBank genome assembly.
AUAAAAGAAUUGAAAGUUGGUUGAAAGUAAAAAAAGAUUAUGUUAAUGGUAUUGGAGAUAGCAUAGAUGUUGUGCCAAUCGGUGCUUGGCAUGGUAAUGGAAGAAAAGCUAAAUGGUGGAGUCCAGUAUUACUCGCGAUUUAUAAUCCCGAAACAGAAACACUUGAAAGUGUUUGCAAGUGUAUGUCAGGAUUUAAUGAUCAAUUUUACAAGGAAAUGAAAUUAAAAUAUUCCAAAAAGAAUGGAACAAUAUUGACACAUAAAAAACCUUAUUAUGACGUGGCGGAAGGAUUAACACCAGAUGUUUGGUUUGAAGAUCAAGAAGUUUGGGAAGUAAAAGGAGCUGAUAUCACGAUUUCACCUAUUCACAAAGCAGCAUUUGGUAAAGUUGAUCCAAAUAAAGGCUUGUCAUUGAGAUUUCCAAGAUUUAUAAGGGUACGAGAAGACAAAUCAAUAGAUGAUGCUACUAAGAGUGAUCAAAUUUCGGAAAUGUUCUUUAAACAGGUUAAAGAACAAAAAUCUCACGAGAUUACAAAGAUUGAAGAUAUGGAAAUAAAUGGGAGUGAUGAAGAGGAAUUUGAAUCAGAUUCAUAA